Molecule: messenger RNA, 603 nt
Organism: Penicillium argentinense
Lineage: Eukaryota; Fungi; Ascomycota; Eurotiomycetes; Eurotiales; Aspergillaceae
Exons: 1
Coding region: 1-603 (200 amino acids)
Source: RefSeq, a predicted model, not a curated record
AUGCACCACCCAUCAGACGAUAUACCAUGGCAUCUAGUUGCCUCGAAUCUUCACUGGGCCCCGGGUGCGCUCGCACCGCAAGUUCGCGCCCUAAAUCUUCCUCAGCUUCCCGGCAAACUGAAGGACAAAAAGGGCUGCGCGUGCGGUGCCACUAACUUGCACCCAAAUUCUCCUGCGCCUAAAUCUUUUGAUCGAGAUGGAUUCACUGAGGCCUUUGCAAAGGCCGUGUCUGAUGCUUCGAAACGCAAGCGAGCCCAGUACCCGGAGAAGUACAGUUCCCCCAAUCCCAGUGAUGUUCUCUUGGGGGAUGAGCUCUUUGAAAAAGUCGAUUCACUCUUGUCCCGGAGAAUAAAAGGCGGGCCUAGACUUCCAUUUGAGCAAAGAACUGCUUCCGCAUUCCUUCACCCUUGGGAGUGUGAUGAUUAUUGCAAUUUCUUGAGUACCACCGAGAUCGGAUUCCUCAAUCUGGAGGUAGUGAAGAUGCUACUCAUGCUAGGCGAACUAGGCCCAAUUCUUCAGGCAUGUGCUCACCCAGACGAGGGACUUUCAGGGUGGUACUCUGCUGCCGCCUGUGAUUGCAUGGUAAGUCCAGUCCCGAUUUGA